Aspergillus viridinutans is the source of this 660-nucleotide messenger RNA. RefSeq lists its product as uncharacterized. The record is from RefSeq and is a predicted model, not a curated record. Lineage: Eukaryota; Fungi; Ascomycota; Eurotiomycetes; Eurotiales; Aspergillaceae. The transcript has 2 exons. The coding region runs from base 1 to 660 and encodes 219 amino acids.
AUGACAACCGUCAGACGCAGCAAGGCGAUGCCAACUGAUGGCCCUACUGCCAAGUUUCUCUACACAAUUAUCAAGCAAUUGGACUUGAAAUCUAUUGACUGGAACCUCGUUGCUUCGCAGCUUGAAAUUUCCAACGGCCACGCUGCUCGGAUGCGUUACUCUCGAUUUCGACAGCAAAUGGAAGGAAUCACAUCUACACCGCGCUCCUCUCGCCCCAAAAAGACCCCCGCAAAGACCGGCAAGGGAAUUGCCAGCAAAGCCGAUCUGCUGAAGGACAAGGGCUCCCCUCAGCCGCCAGUGAAGCAAGAAAAUGCCCGUCCUGCGUACGAGUCAAACCCUUACAUCAAGGUUGACCCCUACGGUCACGAAGUCCAGAAUUUAGCAGACAUUCCUCAUGUCUCCACUCAAGUGAUGCAUCCGCAGCCUGUCCAACCGCAGAUGGUUCCGUACACUCCACUGACCGCGGCCCCGGGAACUUUGACCAUGUACGCGCCUGUUCCCGCUUUCCCACCCUCGCCGCCUGUGGCCUUUCAUCAGCAGGCCGGCCCAAGCACAUGGGCUCCUAUCAAGACCGAGCCUGAGCCUGAACCCGAGCCGGAAGCCCCAGGCAAAAUGCAUGAAGCAAGCGUGAAAAUUGAACCGCCCCAGGAGGAACAGUAG